Molecule: messenger RNA, 3090 nt
Organism: Nomascus leucogenys (northern white-cheeked gibbon)
Lineage: Eukaryota; Metazoa; Chordata; Mammalia; Primates; Hylobatidae
Gene: SUPT20H
Product: SPT20 homolog, SAGA complex component
Biological process (GO): regulation of transcription by RNA polymerase II
Cellular component (GO): SAGA complex
Molecular function (GO): transcription coregulator activity
Source: RefSeq, a predicted model, not a curated record
CUUCCCCGCCCCUCGGCCCAGCCCGCCAGUCGGAAGUGCGGCCGCCGGAACAGGCAGUUGGUGGGGGUGCAGCACUGAGCCGCCGACGGGGCGGGUGGGCUUUGCGGCGGAGCAGGCGGCGCCGUCUUGGGGCCUAGCGGCGAGGCGACCCGCACAGUACUGUAAGAUUGAUGUUAAAGGCAUGGUGUUCACCCCACUUCAUCAGCGUACAUGAGUUAUCUCUUCUUUUGGACCCUUAUUUUAUGCCAUAAUGCAACAAGCUUUAGAACUAGCUUUGGAUCGUGCAGAGUAUGUCAUUGAAAGUGCCCGACAGAGACCUCCUAAAAGGAAAUACCUAUCAAGUGGAAGAAAAUCUGUAUUUCAAAAACUUUAUGACUUGUAUAUUGAAGAAUGUGAAAAAGAACCUGAGGUUAAGAAAUUAAGAAGAAAUGUGAACUUGUUAGAGAAACUUGUUAUGCAAGAGACUUUGUCAUGUUUAGUGGUCAAUCUAUACCCAGGAAAUGAGGGAUAUUCUCUGAUGCUCAGGGGAAAAAACGGAUCAGAUUCCGAGACCAUUCGACUGCCCUAUGAAGAAGGAGAGUUGCUUGAAUAUUUGGAUGCAGAAGAAUUACCUCCUAUUUUGGUUGAUCUCCUAGAAAAAUCUCAGGUUAAUAUUUUUCAUUGCGGAUGUGUCAUAGCAGAAAUACGUGACUACAGGCAGUCCAGUAACAUGAAAUCUCCUGGUUACCAAAGUCGGCACAUUCUCUUACGUCCAACAAUGCAGACUUUAAUUUGUGAUGUACAUUCAAUAACAAGUGAUAACCACAAAUGGACCCAGGAAGACAAACUUUUGCUUGAGAGCCAGCUCAUCCUAGCUACAGCUGAACCACUCUGUCUUGAUCCUUCUAUAGCAGUCACCUGCACUGCAAACAGACUGCUCUAUAACAAGCAAAAGAUGAAUACUCGCCCAAUGAAACGGUGUUUCAAGAGGUAUUCCAGAUCCUCUCUGAAUCGGCAGCAAGAUCUAUCUCAUUGUCCACCUCCUCCUCAGCUGAGGUUACUUGAUUUCUUACAAAAAAGAAAGGAAAGAAAAGCAGGUCAGCAUUUUGACCUCAAAAUUUCUAAGGCAGGAAAUUGUGUAGAUAUGUGGAAACGGAGUCCCUGUAAUUUGGCCAUACCUUCUGAAGUAGAUGUGGAGAAAUACGCUAAAGUGGAAAAGUCUAUCAAAUCUGAUGACUCACAGCCAACAGUCUGGCCAGCCCAUGAUGUAAAAGAUGAUUAUGUAUUUGAAUGUGAAGCUGGUACUCAGUAUCAGAAAACAAAGCUGACCAUCUUGCAGUCGCUUGGAGAUCCACUUUACUAUGGUAAAAUACAGCCAUGUAAAGCAGAUGAAGAAAGUGACAGCCAGAUGUCUCCAUCACACUCAUCCACAGAUGAUCAUUCAAAUUGGUUCAUUAUUGGAUCAAAGACCGAUGCUGAGAGGGUAGUCAAUCAGUACCAAGAAUUAGUCCAGAAUGAAGCCAAAUGUCCGGUCAAGAUGUCACACAGCUCCAGUGGCUCAGCCAGUCUGAGUCAGGUUUCUCCAGGGAAAGAAACAGAACAAACUGAAACCGUGUCAGUUCAGUCUUCAGUAUUGGGGAAGGGUGUAAAACAUCGACCCCCACCAAUCAAACUUCCCUCAAGCUCAGGAAAUAGUUCCUCAGGUAACUAUUUUACACCACAACAGACAAGCAGCUUUCUCAAAUCUCCAACUCCUCCUCCUUCUUCUAAGCCAUCAGGUAUUCCUCGGAAAUCAUCUGUGGAUCUCAAUCAAGUUGGCAUGCUUUCUCCAGCUGCCCUAUCACCUGCCAGCUCAUCACAAAGAUCUGGAACUCCUAAGCCAUCUACUCCUACACCAACCCCUUCAUCGACCCCACACCCUCCUGAUGCUCAGAGCUCAACUCCUAGUACCCCUUCAGCCACCCCUACUCCCCAAGAUUCAGGCUUCACCCCUCAGCCCACUUUGUUAACUCAGUUUGCUCAGCAGCAAAGGUCUCUGAGCCAGGCAAUGCCUGUAACAACCAUUCCUCUUUCCACCAUGGUAACAUCUAUAACUCCAGGAACCACGGCCACCCAGGUCAUGGCAAACUCUGCUGGACUUAACUUCAUCAAUGUAGUGGGCUCUGUUUGUGGGGCCCAGGCUUUGAUGAGUGGUUCAAACCCCAUGCUGGGCUGUAACACUGGUGCCAUAACUCCUGCAGGAAUAAACCUGAGCGGCCUUCUACCCUCAGGAGGUCUGCUACCAAAUGCAUUGCCCAGUGCAAUGCAGGCAGCUUCUCAAGCAGGUGUUCCAUUUGGUUUAAAAAAUACUUCAAGUCUCAGGCCCUUAAAUCUACUCCAGCUUCCAGGUGGUUCACUUAUUUUUAACACUCUGCAGCAGCAGCAACAGCAGCUCUCCCAGUUUACACCACAACAACCUCAGCAGCCCACAACUUCUAGUCCUCAACAGCCAGGGGAGCAGGGUUCUGAACAAGGUUCAACCAGUCAAGAACAGGCCUUAUCUGCUCAGCAAGCUGCUGUUAUUAACCUUACUGGAGUAGGAAGUUUUAUGCAGUCACAGGCAGCUGCAGUUGCGAUUCUUGCAGCAUCAAAUGGCUAUGGCAGCAGCAGCAGCAGCACAAACAGCUCAGCUACAUCGUCAUCGGCAUACAGGCAGCCAGUCAAAAAGUAAAAUGAAGAGAGGCACGCCAACCACUCCAAAAUUCUGAGUCUUGCAUUACUUUUUGUUCCUUUUUAAAAAACACAAGAGCAUUGAAUCAAAAGGAUUGAGUUUCUACUUUUUGUUUUUUUUAAUGUGUCAGUAUUUUACAUUGCUAGAUGUACAAACUUUAUACAGAAGCACAACCUUAUCAUUUUUAAAUAAAAACAGGGAAAUGGUUUAACAAACUAGGGUUGGUUUGCCUAAGUCAUUGCUUUUUAAAAAUGGUUUCACUAUACAUAAUAUAUAUGGAAGUAAGUGACCUAAGAAAUAAUAGAAACAUCUUUCAGAAGAAUGUAGUUUGAUAUUUAUUUAGUAUAAAACGUUUGUGCACAGUGUUAACAAAUACAAUUUUUACAAAUCUGUUUUGAAAA